AUGAGCACCAUGAAGCUGGAUGUGGAAGGGACAGCAACAUCUUUCCAUGCCAGGCUGGAACACUUGAUCGCCAGGGAGCUGCAGCUGAAUGUGCUCCAUGAAGAAAUAAUUAACAAACGUGAGGCACUACUAGGAGCAUCGAGAAAUAUGUUGCACAAAACAGCAGGACAGGAUGCUGUGUUGAGCAACACAGAUGCCACAAUUCGAAACGGCAAACUUCUGAAGGAUGUACAAUCGCUGGAAGAAACGUCAAAGCAUCUGCAGGAACCAGUCAGUCCCAGUUUUGCCUACCUUCAGGCCAACUACAAAUCAAUGGUAGAAAAUAUGUUUCCAAUCUGGCAGAAGUCACUGGAAGAGAUGCAGGCUACAGAAAUAACCAGGGGGACCAAGAACAGAUAA
Molecule: messenger RNA, 399 nt
Organism: Candidula unifasciata
Lineage: Eukaryota; Metazoa; Mollusca; Gastropoda; Stylommatophora; Geomitridae
Source: the annotation of a GenBank genome assembly